UGGCGGCGCCCGUGUGGUAAUUUAAAUUUUUAACUUAACGUUGAAGUCAUUCACGCUCUUCGAGCUUCCCAAAACAGAGCGAGAAUGUCGGCACAGUGCAUCGUACUCGACACUUCCGAUGAAAGCGACGGCGGCGCGGACUGCACGCCCAUCUCGAGCAACUUUUUGCCGAGGCGAGACAGCCAAGGGGCAAAGCGCGAGUCCAACUGGCACGAUUCGGAAGCCAUGAUCGACCUGUCCCAGAGCGAUCCGGAAGAGAACGAUUGCGACGAACUGCACCACACCGACCAUCCCACCGGCGAAAGCGAAAGGCUACCCCGAAAGCGAUCGCGGGAGUGGUCGGACAGCGAUUGCGAGGAACUGCUGCCACUUAGUCUCCGCAUUCAACCCCCACCACACCAACCUAAAGCCUGCGAUGUCGUGGAUCCAGUACCGACCAAAUCGACUGCUGUGCCAAGGAAGGCAGUACACGAGAUUUCCGACAGUGAAGACGACAGCUUGCCCGACCUGAGUCAGCAGAUCGGAGUCGUCUGGGAUGUCCCUCCCCCACACUGUCAUUCGCCGCUAGGCUCAAAGCAGACAACAACAGUUUCUAUCAGCGCUGUCCCGACAAGAACAGCCAAGGAAACCGUUGCGGUGAGUUUGAACAAUUUGAUCGGCAAUAAGGUGCCACGUCUGAUUGCCAGUUAA
Molecule: messenger RNA, 690 nt
Organism: Ixodes scapularis (black-legged tick)
Lineage: Eukaryota; Metazoa; Arthropoda; Arachnida; Ixodida; Ixodidae
Exons: 2
Coding region: 85-690 (201 amino acids)
Source: RefSeq, a predicted model, not a curated record